Messenger RNA from Colletotrichum chrysophilum, 1248 nucleotides. RefSeq lists its product as uncharacterized. Bases 1 to 1248 code for a protein of 415 amino acids. Lineage: Eukaryota; Fungi; Ascomycota; Sordariomycetes; Glomerellales; Glomerellaceae. The transcript has a single exon. The record is from RefSeq and is a predicted model, not a curated record.
AUGCCUAUCCGAGACGCCUACGCACAUUAUCUGAAGCUACUUGAAGAGCAAGAACACGUGCUGUCUAAUCCUUCGGCUGAUGCAGUUGCUUUCGAAUGGGCUUUGAAAAAUGACAGGUUCCCUAACCUGAAGAGAGUUAUUCUCACACCUGCAGCCCACGCCAUGCUUUUCAACCCGUUGUAUUCAACUCCUGCUAUUCGUGCUCUUCCGGACGGCUUUGUCUAUCCGCUUCCUCGUGGUUGGCCAACCCCUUUGCACGGAGAGGAGUUCGACGGCUGGGAUUGGAACGAAAAGAUUGUUAAGACAUCCCCACUGGGGCACCCAACGGAGACGUACAUGGAGGUGAAGGACAAAUGGCGUGGCUUUCGCCAUGUCGUCAGAGUUCUCGCACAGUCGACAAGCACGGGUGUUACGGAACUCAUUUUUGACGGCAACCUGAUCAGCACUGGGCUUCCGUGUGCUAUCUUCAAUGCACCAGAAUUUGGAGUUGAGGCCGUUGAAUACGAAAACCUCGUUGCCGUUAUCAAAAAGCCAGGCUUCACCACGCUUAAGCUUAACCUGAUGAUGGACGAUCAGGAGUACAAUGGCUACGGUGCUUUCCGCAAUGGGCGCCUGAAGAAGGCUUUGGAGGCUGCUAGUGAUCUGCGAUACUUUACUUUGGAGACCGACGAAGAAGAUAACCCUGACGAUCCGUGGCGGGCCCAAAGUUCGACAGCCGAUCACUUCAUACCCCUGCGAUCUAUUUUCCCUAUCGAGACGUGGAAGAAUCUAUCACAUUUUGGACUUUCGCGCUUUCUAGUUAAGCAGAAAGACUUGCUAGACUUUCUUGCUGCCCUCCCGCAGACCUUACUGUCGGUCGAGCUUAGCUUCCUCUGGUUCUUGAAAGACAGUGGCGACUAUAGAGAGCUCCUCUUUGGCAUUCGAGACACCUUAGACUGGCGGAGGCGGGCGACACGACCUCGACUACUCAUUCGAGAUGAGGGUGAAUUCCAAGCGUUACCAGGGCGUGCCGUCUGGCUUGAUGACGACUUGGACGAGUUCCUGUACGGCGACGGCGAGAAUCCUUACGUACUCCCUUCAUUACUGCCACACUUUUUGUCGUUUGGGGCACAUGCACCGGAAGGCUUGCUACCGAGUCUGUCAGUAGGCUAUGGGUUUGGAAAGCACAAGGAUGAAUUCGAGCCAAGAUUUGAACGGCCAUAUGUGUCGGUUGCCGAGCUUCAGCGAAUGGGUAUUCUGGAAACUUAG